Molecule: messenger RNA, 1104 nt
Organism: Esox lucius (northern pike)
Lineage: Eukaryota; Metazoa; Chordata; Actinopteri; Esociformes; Esocidae
Product: histone H2B
Exons: 1
Coding region: 138-512 (124 amino acids)
Cellular component (GO): nucleosome
Molecular function (GO): structural constituent of chromatin; protein heterodimerization activity; DNA binding
Source: RefSeq, a predicted model, not a curated record
UGAAUUCAUUUUUUUCAACUUAGCCAAUGACGUGCAGCCGUGUGUCCUCCGCAAACAGAUUUGCAUAGUGCUCUCUUCAUAAUACGAGUUAGCGCCUACCCAGCUCAUUCGCUUCCGAGAAAGAACAAGGAAUUGUCAUGCCUGAGCCAGCGAAGUCUGCGCCUAAGAAGGGCUCAAAGAAAGCUGUCACCCAGACAGCUGGCAAGGGUGGCAAGAAGCGCAGGAAGUCCAGGAAAGAGAGCUACGCCAUCUACGUGUACAAAGUCCUGAAGCAGGUUCACCCGGACACCGGCAUCUCCUCAAAAGCCAUGGGAAUCAUGAACUCGUUCGUGAACGAUAUAUUCGAACGUAUCGCGGGGGAGUCAUCUCGUCUGGCCCACUACAACAAGCGAUCUACCAUUACUUCGAGAGAGAUCCAGACCGCCGUCCGGCUGCUGCUCCCCGGAGAACUGGCCAAACAUGCCGUGUCCGAAGGCACUAAGGCCGUGACCAAGUACACCAGCUCCAAGUAAACUGCUACUUCCGAGUGUCCUAAUACCCCCAAAGGCUCUUUUAAGAGCCACCGUAUCGUUAAAAAAGCAAUUCCACGUCGAACUAAUGAACGAAAUUAAUUGUAUUCUAUUGGAGGUGUACGCUGUCGACUGUCUGAUAAAUUGUUUAAUAAACGGCGUAAAGCCAAGUGGAUACAUUCUAUCUGGGGCUAUAUAAUGAAUGAUUCGGAAUUGCAAGGAGUUGUGCUCCUGGAGGCCCUGAUUGAAACCGGAACACAGUAGAGAGCGAGUCGUCUUGUAAAAAGGGUAGCGCGUUCACGCUGCUGCAGCACAAGACUGAACGGUGAACACGGUUACUGAUAGCCUACACCCGAAUGCAGUUACCCCCGUUACACACGGGAAUCCCCUGACAGAAUAAAUGUACUUGAUAAAGAACAGUGGCAUUAUUCGACCCAGAGGAUGACACCUGAAUGCAUUAUGAAAACACUGUGACCAGCAAUGGUCCUUUUGGUAUAUGGUAAAAAAGACACACUAGCUCAUUGAUUAUAUAUAAAAAGAAACAGACUAGGCAUACACAAUACAUGGGUUUAGGAAUAAAAACAUUAAACCACAA